UAGACGUAGACCAUGUGGAGUGCACUCAGUGAGCAAUUAGUGGUGUGUGUGUUGCUAGUUGUUACUCGCUGCUACGCUGUCUACACUAUACUCGAGAAAAGAGUGCUUUACUCCGAGGACGAGCCUCGCCGUAACUACCGCCUGGAGGACUUCCUGUGGACCGGGUCUGGAGAUGGAGCCGUCCCUCAGGACACCCCCACGGUCAACCCCUACACCACGACGGUGGUCUGGACCACCACAGUGCUGGCCACUGUUCUGCCCAGUCCCACUUUCUCACCUACGUGUCCAGGUUCGGAGUGUCCGAUUAUUCCAACGCCUACAGUGGGUCCGGCCCCCAGCGCUACUCCGUCACUGCCUCCCUGGCCUCCGCCCCCGUGGCUCCAGCCGGCCCCAGACCCGGCCUACUGGCUCGUCACUGUCCUCCACACCAACUCCACGGACUGGACACUCGCCCGUGACCUCUUCGAGCCUAGAUUGGCUCGCCUCUACACCAUCGCCUUUCAGAGGCAACAGUCCAAACACUUGGGACAAACCAAGAAAAGGAGAGACAGCAGAGAUGUGCAGGUCUUCCUUCACAACGUCACUUCCACGAUCAGUGCAAGACAGGGGCCUGCUCUAGAGCUGGUAUACUCCGUGCGGGUUUCUGGCAAGUUGGUUCCAGCUACCACGGCUGCCACGGAUAUGCGCUUGUUGUCUGACAAAGAGGUUGUCGCUGAAUUGGGAUACCCUUUAGUCACAAAGGCUGAACUGUGUGAUGUUGUUUCGUCAGCGUACCUCAAGUCGAGUGAGUGGCAAGAAGUGUCAGAUGUGUCGGCUCGGCAGGACGUCUGGUUGCUACUGGCUGCUGGUGUGAGCGCGGUGCUGCUGGUAGUGGUGCUGGUAGUGCUGUUCGCUCUAGGCGUCGGCCGACACAAGCGAAAGCAGCGAGUUGAGGGCAGCGCCAAGCGUGGCCGCGCGUUUCGUGACAGUGAACAAAGCGAGGACAACAUGGCCUACCAAUGCGACGAUCAAGAGUCGAAGGUGGUCAGCCCUGAUUCUCCAUCCCGCCUGAGUGGUCGCUCUGGAGGAAGCUCAGAAGCGUCUCUGGUGAGGCGUAGUCCGCCUUGCCCGCCCAAGCCCAGGCCUCGCAGCCACAAGGCGCCCAGUCCAAACUCCUACCUCUCCAUGCCCUCAGUCAAGGCGUUCCCCAGUGGUCCAACGAUCCCCGGGCCUCUAGAGUUGGUGUUAGAGCCUACAGAUGAGCCGCCCACCACUCCCACGCCUACAGUCACGGCUACCAAUACGACACACGCACGUCAUGCCAGCAGCGAGCAAGACCCUGGCGUCAUCGGGCCCUUGGUGUGGGACCUGCACUGCCACAGGCUACAAAAACAAGACAGUGUGGAUCUUGAAGAAGAUCUAUCGCUGACAGAGCCAGGGGUUGGCAGAAUGCGCCGCAGGUUCCAUGAGCUGUUGGACGACGCAUUCAGCUUGUUUGGCAGCCGCAGUGGCAGCCCUGAUCAAGACAGUAGCAGUCCUACCACGACACAACGCGACCAGCGGAUCAGAUCUGCUCUUGUCAGACCCAGUGAUCCACUAGCUACAGAAAUCAUCCUCCGCCCAAAGACGUCAGAUUCUCGCCGGCCCGCCACAGCUUUGGUGAGCAGCCGUCCCCCCCGCGGAGCUUGGGGAGGCAAUACCCCCACAACGCCUCCACCAAGACCCCCACCGCGACCCCUCAGUGCUGGACCAUUCCACAAGCCAGUGUUAGAGCCGGGUCGGAUACUCAGCACAGCCACGCUGGCCCCGACUGACCCUGCCGUUCCUCUCAUUGCUGCCAUACAGAAGGAGCUGGGGAAGUUUGGCAGCAAAAAGCCAUAUGACGGGUGAAGCUUCCCUCCUCUGCUCAACCUAACCUCCUUUAAUGAACAAUAAUCUUAUUUUGAGAACAUAAUUUAAACAUGAACAUUUGUUAAUGCCAUGUGGGAAUCGAAUAUUUAAGUAUCUCUUUAAAAUGUGGCAACGGCAGCGCAGUUUCAUGCAAGUAGAUUUUUUAUAACCUUACUUAACUGUUAUCUUGCUAUAGCUUUUAAAGAACUAAACACAAGCAAGAAAUUCGUUCACCUGAAACAGUGCCAAAGUUCUAAUUCCUUCGUAAAUUCGGAAAAUUGAGACUCACGACGUUAAUUCAUCCCAAAUAAACACUCUUUUUGCAUCCGUAAAGUUUGAUGACUGAUCUUCGAACAAACUUCUUUUUAUUUGUUGUUGUCAUUACUUUUUUCAUUUGACAAGAUCAUUGUUAGAUUUAGGUGGGAUGAAGGAGUAAAAAUAAAUAAAUAAAUAACAAAUUUAAACUACAAAAGGUUGUAGUUAAUCUAUUCAGAUUUAUAUCUAAUGCCGUAUAAAAUGAAUACAUUAUUUUAAAUAGCGUAAAACUGUAACCGUUAGAAGGGGAAUAAAGAGGGGAUCAUAAAUGUGUGAAAUCAACUUUAUUUCAUUAGUGGAGGCCAAAAUAAAGCAUUCUGCAAAACAAAAUAAAGUUCAGUAUAAGUAAAAUUAUUGUGUUCAUUAGCAUUUAGCUCAAAUAUUUCGUCCAGUCACUAUAUUUAAAUGGUAGCUUAGCAGCAUUAGUUAGUCAUGUAUUUACGUCUGGUGGAUAAGCGAUACAUUACGUGUUAGAUCAUAUAAAUAUUUCUAGAUAUAUUGUUGCAAAAUCUCGUUUUGAAUCCAUGACAUGGAUUGAGGGAUUCUGUGUCAAUACUAUUUCAUUUUACACGUGUGUAU
This is a messenger RNA of Macrosteles quadrilineatus (aster leafhopper), 2763 nucleotides long. RefSeq lists its product as uncharacterized. The transcript is spliced from 10 exons. The record is from RefSeq and is a predicted model, not a curated record. NCBI's taxonomy places the organism in Eukaryota, Metazoa, Arthropoda, Insecta, Hemiptera, Cicadellidae. The coding region runs from base 13 to 1869 and encodes 618 amino acids.